Molecule: messenger RNA, 684 nt
Organism: Hibiscus syriacus
Lineage: Eukaryota; Viridiplantae; Streptophyta; Magnoliopsida; Malvales; Malvaceae
Product: 40S ribosomal protein S24-1-like
Exons: 5
Coding region: 170-574 (134 amino acids)
Biological process (GO): translation
Cellular component (GO): ribosome
Molecular function (GO): structural constituent of ribosome
Source: RefSeq, a predicted model, not a curated record
UCAAAGCCUAAAAUAAACCCUAAUCGGCUUUAAAGCCGAUCCCAUUGGCGACCCUAUAUAAGCUUGUUUUUUCGUGAUGGUCACUCUCUUCCUUUGAGCUGCUGCCGCUGUUUGUAAUACUGUGGGCUUCCACUGCGUCAAAUAAAAAAAGAUUUUUUUUUGCUUAAACAUGGCGGACAAGGCAGUGACUAUUAGGACAAGGAAGUUCAUGACGAACAGGUUGCUUUCCAGGAAACAAUUUAUCAUUGAUGUUUUGCAUCCUGGGAGGCCCAAUGUUUCCAAGGCUGAGCUGAAGGAGAAGCUUGGUAGAAUGUAUGAGGUGAAGGACCCAAAUUCAAUCUUUGUGUUCAAGUUCAGGACUCAUUUUGGAGGUGGAAAAUCAACUGGAUUCGGUUUGAUAUAUGAUACUGUUGAGAAUGCUAAGAAGUAUGAGCCCAAAUACAGGCUGAUCAGGAAUGGAUUGGAUACCAAGGUGGAGAAAUCAAGGAAGCAAAUGAAGGAAAGGAAGAACAGGGCUAAGAAGAUCCGUGGAGUAAAGAAGACCAAGGCCAGCGAAGCAUCAAAGAAGAAGUGAGGUAAGAGGGGUGGAGGGAGAGAUGAAAUCUGUGUCUCAUUGCCAAUGUUUUCCAACAGUUGUUGUUUGGUAGUCUCAAGUGUCGUUGAACCUGUUUUCCUUUUUGUUUA